This is a messenger RNA of Quercus lobata, 1914 nucleotides long. RefSeq names its product Protein phosphatase 2C family protein. Bases 296 to 1582 code for a protein of 428 amino acids. Lineage: Eukaryota; Viridiplantae; Streptophyta; Magnoliopsida; Fagales; Fagaceae. Gene Ontology annotation, molecular function: protein serine/threonine phosphatase activity. The transcript has 8 exons. Gene Ontology annotation, biological process: protein dephosphorylation. The record is from RefSeq and is a predicted model, not a curated record.
UCUCUCUCUCUCUCUCUCUCUAGCUCUAGAUUUCUCUCCCAAUCAAAUCACACAGAUACCUCUCUCUCUCUCUCUCUAACUUUCUCUCUCUAACUUUUUAGGGUUUUUGAAGAGGGCGUUCUUGAUCGAAGAAGUUGUUUCAAAAAACACACAAAUGCAGGUCUUCUUGUAGAUUGUAGAUUUUUUCUUUUUUGCUUCAAAACCUCUCUUUCUUCAAUGUGCGUUUCUCUCUCUUCGAUCUACUCCUAAACGGUUUUGGCAUUUGGUUCUUGGAAAUGUUGAAAUUUAGAUUAAGAUGAGCCGGGCGGAAGUGUCAAGGAUGAGGUCUCCUCUUGUUCCGCUUGGGACUCUGAUUGGUCGAGAGCUUAGGAACGAGAAGCUUGAGAAGCCUUUCUUGAAGUAUGGACAGGCUGCUUUGGCAAAGAAAGGGGAGGAUUAUUUCCUGAUAAAACCUGAUUGCUUGCGGGUGCCAGGAAAUCCGUCGACAUCAUUUUCUGUUUUUGCGAUUUUUGAUGGACAUAAUGGUAUAUCAGCUGCUAUCUUUGCAAAGGAGAACUUAUUGGAUAAUGUUUUGAGUGCGAUUCCUCAAGAAAGCAGUAGGGAAGAGUGGCUUCAAGCCCUUCCUCGGGCACUAGUUGCAGGUUUUGUGAAAACUGACAUAGAAUUUCAGCAGAAAGGAGAGACUUCUGGGACAACAGUGACAUUUGUUGUGAUUGAUGAUUGGACUAUAACUGUUGCAUCUGUGGGGGAUUCACGUUGCAUAUUGGACACCCAGGGGGGUGUGGUUUCUCUCUUGACCGUUGAUCACAGGCUGGAGGAGAAUGUAGAGGAGAGAGAGCGUGUCACUGCUAGUGGGGGUGAAGUAGGAAGACUCAAUGUAUAUGGGGGAAAUGAGGUUGGCCCCCUACGAUGCUGGCCUGGUGGAUUAUGCCUUUCUAGGUCUAUUGGUGACACAGAUGUUGGAGAAUUCAUUGUACCAAUACCACAUGUUAAGCAAGUGAAGAUUUCAAAUGCUGGAGGAAGACUUAUAAUUGCUUCUGAUGGUAUCUGGGAUGCUUUAUCUUCUGAUAUGGCUGCCAAGUCUUGUCGGGGUUUACCUGCAGAGCUUGCUGCAAAGCUGGUUGUGAAGGAAGCUCUAAGGUCAAGGGGCCUGAAGGAUGAUACAACCUGCCUCGUUGUUGAUAUCAUCCCCUGUGACCAGCCUGUUUUACCACCAACACCAAGGAAGAAACAGAAUAUGCUCCGUUCUCUACUCUUUGGGAAGAAAUCUCAGAGUUUUACUAACAAAUCAACAAAUAAGCUUUCUUCUGUGGGGGUUGUGGAGGAGUUGUUUGAAGAGGGUUCUGCAAUGCUUGCAGAAAGGCUGGGUAAGGAUUUUCCUGCGAACACAAAUUCUGGGCUUUUCCGGUGUGCAGUCUGCCAAGUUGAUCAAGCCCCCGCAGAUGGAUUAUCAGUAAAUUCAGGGCCUUUCUUCUCUCCAGCAUCGAAACCAUGGGAAGGCCCCUUCCUUUGUGCUAAUUGUCGGAAGAAGAAAGAUGCCAUGGAAGGAAAAAGGGCGGGCAUACCCACAGUGAUCUCAUAGUAAUUUGUCUGGUAAAAUAGUAAAUAUUGAUAUAUUUUUUUUCUCUGGCAGUGUGAGCAUGCUUGGUUUUCCUCGUCGGAAAUUGUCGUUAUAGAUGUGUGUAAGAAAUGAGGUAGAAAUACAGAGAGUAGGUGUUUUGGAGAUUGUUGAAAGUUUGUGGCAGUUCUGUUUGUGCUCAACUGUUGGACUGACUGACAGAGGACAAACAUGGUAUCUACUAGAUAUGUUUGUGAUAGUUUGAUUGCUAACAGCUUGAAUUUGUAAGUAAAAACGAAGAUUCCGUAAUGAUAAGCUAUGUUUCAGCAGUUUUUUCUGCUUGUAGUUGGAAGUCA